GCAGCUACAAAAAGGAUCAGCUUACCUUGCGGCAAGAUCAUUUCUCAAGUGACUACCGUGCAGUGCGGAGCAGCAGCAGCAGCAACAUCGCAACUUUAUUUACAAACAAUUCUUCCACCAAAAUACCAUAAUUAUACACAAUGGCCGUGCAGGGUCAGAGAUUUAUGACCAAGACUCAGCAUUACCGCAAAGUGACCAAACCCCUCCUGGAGCGGAAGAGACGCGCCCGAAUGAAUCUCUAUCUGGACGAGCUUAAGGACCUCAUCGUGGACACAAUGGAUGCGCAGGGCGAGCAGGUCAGCAAGCUGGAAAAGGCGGACAUCCUGGAGCUCACCGUCAACUAUUUAAAGGCGCAGCAGCAGCAGAGGGUGGCCAAUCCGCAAUCCCCGCCAGCCAACCAGGUUAAUUUGGAUAAAUUCCGCGCCGGAUACACCCAGGCUGCCUACGAGGUCUCACACAUAUUCUCUACUGUACCCGGCUUGGAUCUUAAGUUCGGCACCCACCUCAUGAAGCAGUUGGGUCACCAGCUCAAGGACAUGGAGCAGGAAGAAGAUUGCACCGAAAUGGUGGAGGAAGAACCAGUUAAUCUAUCAGAUCAAAAACGCUCCAAGUCCCCCAAAGAAGAGGACAUGCCUAAUGGCGAAGAUGUCUGGCGUCCCUGGUGAAGAGCAUCCUAAAAAUAUGCAACCAAUUAAAAUUGAUAGCUUUACUACUCUGUGUCAUUGCGAAACGAUCCAAGUUUUCCAAGGUCUAGUGUAAACAUUUGCCUCAGAAUCGUAUUUAGUUGGUAGUUCAAUUGAUAUGAUGUGAUGUUCCUGUGAUAGUUUUUAAGUUCGUAUUUUGUAUUUGAUCUCCCAUAGGCCUAAUGAUUCAUGUAUUUAAUUGAUUAUAAUUUAUUUUAUCAACUUAUCAAAGAGCUUCCCUACUUAUCUUCCACUUAGUUUUAUAAGGAAAUAUAAUUUUAUAUGCUGUAAAUUCGCAUUUUUGCUUUACAACCGUUAGUCUAAGCCAUGAAAGCAUAACCAAUAAAAAUAAUAUAAACUGAA
Messenger RNA from Drosophila rhopaloa, 1046 nucleotides. It is a transcript of the gene E(spl)mdelta-HLH, whose product is annotated as enhancer of split mdelta protein. Gene Ontology annotation, biological process: regulation of transcription by RNA polymerase II; anterior/posterior pattern specification; regulation of neurogenesis. Gene Ontology annotation, molecular function: protein dimerization activity; RNA polymerase II cis-regulatory region sequence-specific DNA binding; DNA-binding transcription factor activity, RNA polymerase II-specific. Gene Ontology annotation, cellular component: nucleus. The transcript has a single exon. The record is from RefSeq and is a predicted model, not a curated record. The coding region runs from base 141 to 665 and encodes 174 amino acids. Lineage: Eukaryota; Metazoa; Arthropoda; Insecta; Diptera; Drosophilidae.